UCAUCGCCGCGAUGUUUCUCUACUCCGGAAUCGCCCUAGGCCUCGUACUGGCCGUCAUCUUCAGGCAGUUCAGACCACAUGGAGGCAAGGAACCCCCCUCCCUGUCCGGGUGGAUGAUCACCAACACCUACCAAUACAUGACCGACAUGCAUGGCUUCCUGCAGCGAGUGGCAUCCGCCCAGCGCCGCAGCAACAUUAUCAAGUUCCGCCUCGGCCCCAAGAAGAUCUACAUGGUCUCGGGCGAGAAGAACAUCCAAGCGAUCAACACCCCCUCGCACAGCAUCAGCCCGGAGGUCUUCUUCCUCGACGUGAUGGCCAACGUCUGGGGCGCCAAACCCACCGAGCUGGUGAAAUUCCGCCAGGACAAGUCCGGCCGCCGCAAGAACCCCAUCCCCGGCCACGAGCUCCCUCCCGGCGAGCCGCGUCUCUGGCACGGCCAGCACCACAUCUACUCGGAGUUCCUGCAGCGCACCAAUCGGGCCAAUUUCCUGACCACCAAAUACUUCGACCUGUUCUCCGACAGGCUCGUCCGGCAGCCCCUGGACGAGUGGCGCGAGGUCCGGCUGUGCGACUUCUUCGAGAGCGAGAUGGCCGAGGCCGCCCUGGAGGCGCUGAUGGGCCCGCGCCUCGUCGAGCUCAACCCGGGUUUCUGGCCGAUGAUGUGGGAGUUUGCGCGCAUCGCGCCGCAGCUAAUGUGGGGGCUGCCGCGGUGGAUGAACCCAGGGCCGUGGAAGACGCAGGCGGAGUUCCAGGCGAUGUGUCGCCGGUAUAUCGAUGCUGCGGCCAAAGCGUUCGACCCGACGGGCCCCGAGGCGGACGCGGAGUGGGAGCCGCAGUAUGGGUCGCGGAUGGCACGCGAGCUGGUCAAGUGGGCGACGGAGAAUCUGUCGCCGGAGACGACGGCGGGCAUGGUGGCCACCUUCAUCUUUGGGACCAACGCCAACUCCGUCCCCAUGUCCACCUGGGCCUUGAUGCAUCUGGUCGCCGACCCGGCGCUGUACCGCGCGGUGCGCGACGAGUGUCUCGCCGCCAGCACGACCGACCCCGUCACCGGCCGGCGGGGCUUCGACCCCCAGAAGCUGUUCGGCAUGCCCCUGCUGCAGUCGGUGUACAUCGAGACUUUGCGGCUGCAUGUUUCGAUCAAUGUCACUCGCGAGGUCACCCAGCCCAUCACCCUGGACGGGUUCCUCUUGACGCCGGGGUCGUUGAUCCAGGCCCCGAGCCAGGUCGGCCAGUACAACGAGGGGGUGUGGAGUGCGCCGGGCCAUCCGGCCUCGGAGUUCUGGGGCUAUCGCAACCUCAAGCGUGAGAGUGAGACGCCGGAGUUUACGAUGGCAGGCAAGACGAGCUCGUUCUUUCCGUUUGGCGGCGGACCGUCCAUCUGUCCCGGUCGGGUAUUCGCCAAGCAGGAGAUUUUGAUGACCAUCGCGGCUCUCGUGACUCGGUUCGAGAUCGAGUUGAUUGACUGGAUUCAUCCGGAUGGAACCAAGUCGGAUCGACCGGCGCAGAACGAUCAGUCGCUCAUCGGGGCCGUGGGGAUUCCGCCGGAUCGGGAUAUGAAGGUGAGGUGGAAGCGGCUGUGGUAG
Messenger RNA from Aspergillus uvarum CBS 121591, 1586 nucleotides. Its product is annotated as cytochrome P450. The transcript has 3 exons. Lineage: Eukaryota; Fungi; Ascomycota; Eurotiomycetes; Eurotiales; Aspergillaceae. The record is from RefSeq and is a predicted model, not a curated record. The coding region runs from base 12 to 1586 and encodes 524 amino acids. Gene Ontology annotation, molecular function: oxidoreductase activity, acting on paired donors, with incorporation or reduction of molecular oxygen; heme binding; iron ion binding.